ACCAUGGACACAAACUUGACCGGGAGAGGAGUGAGGAGGACUGUGUUUGUGUGUGUGUGUGUAUGUGUGUGUGUACAGGCUCUGUGCGAGGAAGAAGGAGGGUAAGACAGGACUAGGAUAAGGGAGGGUGUGUGUGUGCAGGUGCAGCCUGUGUUUCCAACUUUUAAAGCAUGAAAAUGACUCGAAGUUUUGUUGCCUUCUAAACAAGUCCAAACUUGAAAAGAAGGGCGCAUUACACCUCCAUGAUACCAUUGACUUGUCCGGUGCUUACCGCCUGCAGCCGUGCGUGAUUGACUGCCAGCAAUCUGAUCCAGUGAAAGACAUUGACAACCAAUAGGAAGCUGAGUGCGGCUUGUUUCCAUGGGAGGCCCCGGGAGGCGAUGCCAAGCCCGCUAGAAAGCAACACAGCGAGCGGGGAGAAGCGCAGGCAGCAGCCGGGACUGUGGAGAUCCUGCAGGCUGCUUUCGUGCCCCUCUGAACGCGGAUGAAAGCGAGGUCGCUAUAGGUAACACUUUUUUUUACUCUAUAAGUUUAUACUGUGGUGUAAAAACGUGUCGCUGCGCCCUUCAAGCUUAACGCGCCGCUCGUUUACGCACGAAAUUUGCAGAUUGUCAACUUAACUUUGCAGCAUCGACGGAGGUGUUGUCGGUAACGUUGGUCUCACAAGACCAGCAGUGGGUUCCUGAACAGUGUCUACAUGAAUAAAACUCCUCUCAUUCCUGCUCUGAUUCAUACAUACUCGCUGUUUUUUGAAAGGUGACCGGACAGAAAGGAGACUCACUCUGGGGACUUUGCAGAUCGCACAGCGGCAGCAGGAUGGAUGGAUUUCACGACCAGAGAGUGCCUUACUGUAACUCCAAAGUGAGUUAAACCUGCCUUGAAAAACUUGGAGGCAAAUCAGACAUCAGAGGCAGAUCUCUCACAUCAUCUUUUAGUGUUGUAAAUGUCUGUUCUUCUCUCUAACACUCUCUUUCUUCUGAUCUCAUCUCUCUCCCUCCCUGCUGCUGCCAAGACUCAUUCCUCCUCAGGGACUGUUUAAGUUUCAUUUAAUCAUCAAAGAUAAACAGCUAAACAAGGUGCCUACUGCUAUACACAGUGAUAUUGGUUAUGCACCAUGUUACAACUUGUUAAUUAUAUCUGAAGCGCAGGUUCUUUUGCUUCUUUUGCAUCAAUGAGAGGCUCAUUCAGGCUCUUCCAGUUGCACUUGAGCUGCAGCCAACAGCAGAAUCCCUGCUCCAGUGAGAAAAAAAUUGAUUUGUGUGUCUCUCUCUCUCUCUUUUUUCUUUUUUCUUUUUUUUACCUCUUGCAGAAGCCUCAAGAAAAGACAACGAGCUGCCAGGGGCAAGCACAUGACAGAACGAGAAAAUUCAUUAAGUCCGACCUGGCUCUGGACACUGAAGGUAAGCAGAGGGCAGAGGGAGAAGUUAAUUUCACGGCUUCUAAACAUUUAGCAAAAUUCAAUUGGUUUGUAGCCACCUGCGCUGCUAACUAGAGAAUCUCAAUUACAACACAGCGGCCUGUGAUGAUUCUCACAAGGCUCCGUCAGUGGUCAGACACACAAAUUGACUUGUUAUUAGCUCCAGCAGCUCAGACGGGCAUAUCCCCCCGCUGUAAUGAACUCAGUUGUUUCUGAAGCCUCUCCCGGGCUAUGACUGUGUUUUUCAACUCCUCUAAAGCCUCGUUUCUCUGCUUUGUUCCCCCCUUUCAGAGCUCUUCCAGGACCUCAGUCAGCUGCAAGAGACUUGGCUCGCAGAAGGUGAGUGUUUUAAAUCUUGAGCAAAAGAGGAAAAAAAAAAAAAAAGGGAGGAGAGAUGGGUAAAAAAUGGUUGUGAGGGGGGAGAAAAAAGCAGCCUGGAGUUACUUGCCUUGCGUCGCAGUCCAAUUAAAAGCCUGUGUGGAAGAGGCACCUUGUGUGUCAUGCAUACAUUAGAGACUGUGAGCGAGGGGUCUUGAGGGAGACCGAGGAGGCUCUACCCAGAGAGUGUCAUCACAAAUUACCAGGAGAAGGCUCUCCGACGCUCACUGUCUCUUCUGCUUUUGGCAGGAGCUAACACGCUGCACGCCAGCCGCUGCCACCACCUCCACCUCCACCUCCACCAGAGCUCUGCUACUACCUCUCUCUCUCUUUCUCUCAACUGCUCCCUCUUUCUCUCCUCCCUCCCUCUCUCUCUCUCUCCCUUUGCUUCCUCCCAGCACACCUCUCUAUCUUCUCCAGCUGUACCAUCACCUUGUCUUCUUCAAUUUCAUUUCUUGGCGGCCCUAAAAAAAGAAUGGAUCUAUAAUUUUUUUUUCCUAAACCGCAUACCUCCAAACCACCUGAAUCCAUCUCUCAAAGCAACUUUUUUUCUUAAAAAGUAGUUGUCAUUUUUUUUCCUUUUUAAUAAUUUUUUUCUCUAAUGGCAAGACUUGCUCUUUGUGGUCUAACCGAGACGUGAUGCUUCAGGAUUUAAGCGCGAGUGUCCUCUUUCCAUCGUGUCUGCAGCACCGAAGUUUUGGUUAGUGUUGAAUAUUGUUCCUUUUUACUGUUUUAUUAAGUGCAUGUGCAUGUCCUAAACUAGACCUUUAAAUUAGUGUAAAUUACUGCAAAAGAACUUGCUUUGAAUAUUGCAUGCAACCUGAAAGAUAUUAAACUAGAGUUUGCUGUUUUUAAGAGUUUUUUGAGUGAAAAGUGGAACGUUUUUAGCGUGCUUGGAAGAACUUUAUGAUUUGCCUUGUCAGAGUAAAAACAGAAUUCUGUGAAGUAAGUCGGUGGGAGAGCACGAAUUCACCCAAAAGUUGAAUUUUGACUUUUUAUUGCAAGUUUUGGACAUUUAAAAGAAUGACGUCAGGCUAAAUCUGCAAGUGGACCAAUGCUAAGAGUGAAAAGCGAGGUUUUUGUGAUGCUCCACAAAAAUAGUAACGCCAGGCUUCUCCAACCGUGCUACGCUUACUGCACCAUUUUAGCAGUCAGAACAAUAAAUUUGGUCAUUUUUAUGUGAAAUCUUUUUUUCUCAACUUGUAAAAAAUUAUUUUUAGUCAGAGUGAGAAAUGUAAUGCUGUAGAAAAAUGUAUUUUUAGGAGCAAGAUGACUUUUGGGGUUAUUUUUAGUCCUUUAAUUAAAACGAGGAUGCAUAAGAAUUAUGAGGACUGACUGAUUUCUACUUUAAAUUCCCCAAAAUAUUCACACAAACACUAAGAAAUGUUUUGUUGCUGCUGAGUAAAUCAAUUAUAAUUUAUAACUUUAAGAUAUUUUUUAUUCUAUUAGAGCAUCAUGACAGCCUGCCCUCUAAAAAUAUCUUUUCAAACGUAUGUCAGUGCUCUGGUGUUACAGCCAUAAUUCAAGUAAUAAAGUAGCACUCUCAAGUGUUCGGUGAAAUUGAAUCAACUUUUUUAAAUCGAGGACAGAGUCCUUAAACAUCACCUGUAAAAGUGUCUGGAGAAAUUUGGGCUUGCACAGCUCACACAGGUGAAUAAGACCCUCAAUCAUUUAUGGACUCCAUCUAUUCUUUAACACGUUUCAAAAAAGCUCGCAGUGCAAAUCCACAGCUUUUAAAAAAUGAAAAGUAUGCUUUGAAACAGAUAUUGGGGUAGUUGAGCCGACUGUGAGCAGCGGUUAGAUUAUGAGGUGGCGCGGCGCGCACCGCAGGGCGUGUAAAAGAAUAAGACACGAUUUAAAUAUUUCAGUAUCCAAAGUGAGAAAAGAGACGGCGGCGGCUGAUAAGAGGUAUUACUGUUAAAGAUUACAGUUCUGCCUGUCAUGGAUCAAUGUGAUGAUGUACACUUCAAGAGCGUAGAUUUAAUGAAUGACUUCCUGUCCAUUAGGAUGAAAAGGAAUACCUCCCCAUUUCUAAGAUUUAUUAGUUCAGGUAAUUGGAACAAGAGGACGAAUUAUGAGAGACAGACUGAAUUUCCGACUCUGAGAACGAGACGUUGAGGGGGUUCGUCUGCUAAAAGACGUAUUUUGACACCCAGAAACUCUGCUCUGCUCUCCACCUUGACUCAUGAUGUACUUUUGCACCUUUUUUUUUUAGCUUAAAAAAAAAUAACUUUUUUUCUACGAGGCAUCUCACUUUUUCUUAUUUGUAAGGACAUAUGUAAUGAAAACAUAAUCUUACUUGAAGUAGCGCAGACAGACCCUUAAAUGAGUUUCAAACUCGCACACCGAUCCGUCAGCGUGUUUAUCACAGUCUCUCCUGCUCAGGCCUCGUGUUUACAGCCUUUACAACUUCUCCCUUUUCAUCCUCACUCCUUUUCCCCCUCUAUUCUUCUGCCACUCUCUGUUUUUUUUCCUUUGUUUUGUGAAUGGCGGCAGAUUUCCAGCUUUGCCGUUCUCCCCAGGAGUUUGUUGCAGGGAUCAGCUGGCUCAUUCACAGACUGAGGCCGGUGACUCAUCCAUCCUGUACUUCCUUUUGGACACAGAUCCACCGCUGCCUCCUUCUGCCUUUUUUUCUUUCUUUUUUUUUUGGUUUCUUUUUUCAUCUCUCCUCUCUUUGUCCCCCUUUCGAGUUGGUUUCUGCAGAAAUUGCUUGUGCUGUUAUAUGAUGAAACUUUCUCGUAGUUGUCUUUUCCUUUGUGUUUUGUAGAUUUCAAAGUUGUGGUUUUGACUAUGAAAGAGAAAAAUAUGAAAAGAGAGUGGAGAAGGCCUCUUUUUUUUCUCCUCACCUGCUUUCCAUGAAAAUGUUCUUGAAAUUUUCAGGAGAGCGUGCAGCAAAGUGGAGCAUCAGAGCAGGUUUUCAGUAGUAAUCUAAAAAAAUUAAAAAACAUAUAUGUGAAAAAGCUGCAUGCACUAAUUUCUGCUUCUUUGUUUGCUAUUCUCCUCACUUGCUUGACAUUGUUGGGAAAUAUGCAGCAUUUUCUCCUCUUCAUCCGCUGAUUGUUUACUCUCUUCAAUUCACACCUCCUGCAAGAAAGAAGAAGAAAAAAACCUCCCUGAUCAUAACAAGAGUGACAAAAAAUGGAAACCGGUGAUUUUUCUGAAGAUCUCCAGACAUGUCGGUACAUGUCAGUGAUUCUGUGAUAAUGAGGAUCCACCUCAUUGUGCGUAUAAAUAGACGUGCUAAUGACACAUUUAAAUCUCCUUUUGCCUUUCGCUAGAGAUUUAAACUUGAGGGACGUGGAGAGCUGUCACCGAGAGUAAAUAUGUGUGAUAUAAAUAUGUACACGCCUAAUUGGAGUCGGAGCGGCGCAGGCUUCAUUAUUUUAGCAUUAACCUGGGCGCAGGGGCGUUCGAGGCGCAGGUGAGGCGUUGGAAGGGUUGGAACAGACCUGGCUCGGUGGGUACAGGUGGAUCCAGCAGUAGGGAGGAAGCCAAUUAGAUACAGUUAACAAUGGGAGUUUGGCUGCUGGCAAAGAGCGAGAGCCGAGGCUGUGGAGGAGUCAAUGGACAAGGCGACCUCAGGAAGUGGAUCAGGAGGCAGAUUGACACCUAGAGUAGAGUAUUAUUUCCUCCACAGGCUGGUCUGCACAAAAUCUGUGAUAAAUCCAGAAAACAAAAUUGCUUUUAAGGGUUUUACUGCAGUGAUUUUGGCAGGAGAAGCACGACUUUGAGAUAAAAUAAGAGAGCAGUCGGGUUUUUUCAUCCUUUUAUUUUCACUUUAAUCAACUCCCUUAAUUUGUUUUUUAAUUUUUGACGAAAGCGUUGAAAAUGUAGUUUGAUUUUUUUAAAGACAACAAUGAAAAACUUCUUAAAGCGCUCAGAAAAGAAAAACAAAAUUUUAAUUACAAUCACGUAAAAUCGUCUACUGCUGAAAACAAAUAUCGAAUCCUCCUCACUCGCCUCUAUCGUAUUAAUUUGAUGGUUUAAAAGAAUUUUUUGAAAGAGACGUCCCUGUUAGGAAAAAAAGAGACAGUUUUGGUUGAUUUGUAAUUUUUCACAAGUUUUAAAUUUAACAAAAAGCCUCAAAAAUGACCUGAAAACUUCCAUCAUGACCCCACAUAUAAAACACAUUAAUGCACGUCUCUAAAGGCGGUGGAAACAGACUCCUCUCCGCUCUGAUUUUCCUGUAAAACACAUUUUUUCACGGCUGUGUUCUUUAACAGACAGCAGGAGCAAACAAUGCCGGGAUACGCCGAGCUGAUAUCCCAGGAGACCGUUUGCCAGAGGAGUCUAUCGGACUGCUGGGAGCUGUGAUCAAUGCUGCGUUGUCCAUCAACAUCAGAAACAAUCAUCCCCUUUCUUCUUCUUCUUCCUCUCUUCUUUUUGUGUCUGCAGCUCAAGUUCCCGACAAUGACGAGCAGUUCGUUCCAGACUUCCAGACUGAAAACUGUGAGUACAAAACCGUGCUGCUCUUUUUUACUUUGCGUGUGUGUGUGUGUGUGUACAUGCUGUUAAUGCUCCUGUUUGGGUCUGUGUCAACAUCUGCGGUGUGUGUACGCGUGUGUGUGUGUGUGUUUUUUCCGAGUCUCUAAGUAGCCUCACCUUUGCUCGCACAAGUGCUCUCUGGAGAGCUGCAGCAGUCUUGCGGGUCUGCAGACAGGUGCAUGGGCCGAGGGGGUCUCUCUCUCUCUUUCUCUCUCUCUUUGCUCACUCUCUCUCUCUCUCUCUCUUUCUUUCUCUCUACCUGUCUCUACCACUCUUUCUCUCUCUCUCACUUCCCUCUGUUCCCCCUGCACCUCUCACCACCACUGAGAUAUUAUUGCACCGUGAAUUAUUUGCAUAAACAUCAAAAUAUUGUGGCAGUUUUUUCAGGGUGUUAAAGUGAUAUUUUUAUAUCCCGGCAGGCCAAACUGCUGUCAAAUGAUGUCUGUCUUGAAUUUUUUAAAAUAAAAUCUUUAAAAAAUGCUCCCGGAUGACCUCUCCUUGAGGCUCUUUUUCUGCAAAACCCCUCCAGUGUGGUUAGAUUUUCUAAAUCCGGCAGGGUAAAAUUAGUCAACACCGUGUUUAUCUUUUUUCUCUUGGCCUUCUGGUUCACUCCCCAAUCUUCAAUUUUCCCAGCAUAAAAGGAUGAUUCCUCUAUUUUCUCCUGUAAGAGAAUAUAACCAGCGUCUAAGAAUACUCUGAAAAGUUAACAAAAUCAAACCUGCUUCCCCUGAGCCGAGCAGAUUUGACUCUCGCGGUUAUUAGGACGAUGCAGCUAACCGUAUUUCACCUGGUUUGUGCACGCUGGUUGCACACGGUGACUGGUGACUUGGCACGGCCCACUUCUGGAGGAAGUAGUGCCAAGGUGGGGACAGAAAUGGAGUGAGUGGAGCUCAGUGGGAACCUGAGCGAGCACAUGUCUUUCAGAGGAGCCAAAACGCCCAUGAAACUGUGAGAAAAGCCACGAAACAAGUCUUUCCCUACGUCCUCAACGCCCUUUAACCCGGAGGCAAAGUUGGACCGAACGCAGAAGUGAGGGAAAAGAAAGAGUCAUGAUCGUAUUUGCAUUUGCAGAUCUUUUCACCUGAGACACUUGGGUAUUUACCUGUUGGACUUAAAAAAACAUCCUUUCUCACUUUAAAUAGCAAACAUGAAGACUGAAGUCCGACAAGAACAGCGUUUUUUUUUUUUGUGCGCCUCUUUAGGUAGAUUUUCAAAGAUAAAGUUUCUUAUUUUUCAUAAUUUUUGCUGCUUGGACCCAUUUCUUGCAGCUCCCGCUCCACAGACUGACGUAAAAUCUGGUAAAUAAGAGCUGUAAGAGUGCUUGAAUAUUGUACCUCCAUUUGUUUGACUUUGACUCCAUCCACUUCAGUGAAACUAAACAGCCUGACCCCUAAGUGUGAGUUAAUUCACUCUAAACUCCAAGAUGCUGGAGGGUUGGGGUGUACAGUAGAGAACCAGAGGUCACAGAGACUGUCCCGUUGUCCUUCAGAGGUAGCCGGGGUGGGUGGCCGCGGUGGCAGGAGACUGCUGACCAUCUGAAUUGUCCUGUUGGCAAACCUGCAGCAGACUGGAGAGGCGCUGACAGAUGGCGGGAGGGUGAGGGCACCGUGGUUGGGCGCUCGAGCAGGCAUCCCAGCCGGCAGCUCUCCCAUAUGGGUUUCACCGAGCCGAGAGGUGGAGGGGCGGACAGAGGGACGGAGAUAGAGAUGUGGAGAUUUAAGAGGGGAAUAUAUCCAGUGAAAGUUGUUGCAUUUCAUACAAACAGGACGAGCAAGGGAGGAUUUUUUAUUCAUGGAGAUCAUAGUGAAGAGACAAACAGACACUGAUUUCAAAUAACCGCAACAAAGAGAGACGAAAUUUAGUUUUUCUGAGCAUCAUAGUUUCCUCUCAAUGCAUCAUGAUCUCAGCUUAAAAACUACAGUUUCACAGAUUAAAAUAACAGAAACCCUUUUCUAAAUCAUCUAGUUGCCAAUUUUUUUAGUCAGUUUAUGUCAUAAAAUCCCACUUCGUCUGAUUUUCUUACUCUCAAUAUGCAAAUUAACUUGUUAUUUUAAGUUCUGCACGCAUCUACUGUUUAAAGCAAGAGCAAAAUCUGUUGUCUACCAAAGUAGCUGCGAGCUUGUUGCAAAAAACAGGAAGUUUAGUGACAAUAAAUGUAAAUUUUUGGUUGAUUUAAUUAAAGAUGUGUAUUUUUAAGAAACUAAAUCCAUAAAAAAAGAAAAAAUAUGAACUGAUCUGUGUGCCCAAAUACCCAUAAUACCAACAAAUGAGCUCUUCAUCCCUUAAUUUUAAUAUUUCCUCCGCUGUAGUUUUAAUAUUCAACUACAGUUUAUUUUUGCACCAUUAAAGUGACGCCCGCCUCACUAAAGCAACACAAUUCGAACAUUUCUAAACACUUUGGUCGAAUAUUCAGUGAAAAUAAAAGGUGAAAACAGAAAAAAAAGAAUCAAACCAGAGGGUUGAAAAGUAGAAAAAGUAGAAAGCGAGUUCAUUUAUGUGCUCGUGCCCUCAGAUUUAUCACCUCUCUGGAAGCUCUGACAGUCUCCCUCAAUGUCGACUUCGCACUCUCCAUCCAUGCAGCACAGAAGCAGCAUGUGAGCGGCCUCGGAGCGAAAGUGUCCUCAGGCUGAAGGAGGAGAAGGAGAAUUUUUCUUUGUCUCAAACUCCAUCACAGAUGCUUACCAUUAGCAUAACUUAGCAGGGAACGAAAGCAGUAGAGGAGGUGUAAAAUGAGGCCACACGUUACCGGCAGAUCUCAGCCUCCACCAUUUAACAGCAAAGGCGAGCACCUACAGUAGGUGAAAAUGGAAUGGAAGGUUUUUCGCUGCUGCCAAAAGACCUGUAUUUUUUUAUGAAUGGACUGGAGAAAUAUCUGCCAAACGUAGGCUCGCGGUUCUGCCAAAACACACGAUUUGUACCUGAGAAAACACAACGUUCGGGGCCAAGAGUUCUUUGAUAGUGUACUAAAGGGAUUGGCAGAAAAAAGGCGGUAAAAAAAUUAAAUAAUUUGACAACAUUAGGAGGAAAACCUGAAGUGAUUAUACAAAUCUUUCCCUACAUGAAAAUUUUCGCUCAGCUGUUUAACCAUAAUGUGUUUAAAGCAAGUAGACCUAAAUUGGGAAAAGGUAAAUUAAUUUGUUGAACAAAAGAAACAUUUGUGAUACCAAGAGCUAAUAUUGGUAUCACAAUUUUGAUAGAAAAAAACUCUACAUCCAUUCUUUGAUGCUUGACUUGGCCAACACAGAACAUUAUUAAUUUUAUUUUAUUUCAUUUUUUACAAAUUUUUGAUUUAAAACUUUUGGGUCCAAGAUUUCCCCAGAUACCUUAACCAGAAGAAUUGGUAUGUCAAAAAAUGUCAAAUAAAUAUUCAGUUAAUGGAGUUUUGUGGAUUUGUGGUAGGUAAAGUAACUCUGUAAGUCUCCUUUCAUGUAUUUAAUAUCUUAAACAGAUUUAGACCAAGAGUUCCUUGAUAAUGUAGUGGAAUAAAACUGGUAAAAAUUACAAUUACAACUAAAUUCUGUGGGAAUAUGUGAAACUAAAUAAGUAUGCACAUUUCUUUAUUUGUGAGACUGGCCUGACGCGAACAGUGAAUUUGAGGUUUUACUUUUUUUCAUACUGUUGCUUCUAAACUUUUUGGGCUUUAACUCUUCAAUAACAUACUGGAAAACUGGUUAAAAAACACAGUGAUUAAAUGUGAUUUCACAGGAAAACAAAAGUAAGUUUAUAUUUACUGUUAAUACGUAUUAUUCUCUUGAAACAAACACAAAAUUAGAUUUUUAACAUUUUGUUCCUGGGUCCAAGAUUUCCUUGAUAAUGUACUUUAAGGCCUGCAAGAAAAUAAGCAAACAAAAAACAUAUACCUUUUCUUUCGUGAAUGACUCGGCUUAUUUCUGAGAAUGUAUUAUUUUUUUAAUAUUCUUUUGCCUAAAAAACCAGGAUGUUGAAAAUAACACACUAAAGACUAAAGACUAUAUUUUAUAUAAUUUUGUGGGAAUAUAUGAAAGGAUUUGGCGAAUCUUUUAACAUGUGCAUGACUGGACAAGGAAGUAGAUUUUUUUUACAUAGAGUGGUGCUCAGAGCGCCUUUGAACUCCAUAGAUAUUGUCCAAAAUAACUAAGACAAAGGGUAAGAAAAUGUAAAGUUAGCUGAUUUAAAAACGGGGUCGUCUUCGAUAUAAAUCUGUCCUCACAUGGAUAAUGUAACUCUAACAAACAAACCGUCACUUUUAUUCCAUUCAAAACAAAGAUUUUUAUCAAAAACCGCCUCGAAAAUGAAGGAAUAUUUGACUUAAGGGCACAGGGAGAAAAAAAACAACAACAAGACAACAUUUGCAUUCAAAAUAGAGCCAGUAAUUGUUCUUCUUUUAAACACCCCACCAUCUCGCUUAAUCAAUAUGUAGAUAAUGAGAGCAAUCAAGCCGUGAUGGGCAUGACAUUCUGGACUAAAAAGGAAGUCUCUCUUUCAGUCAGAGGCAAUGCCCUCACUAUUGAUUUGUGUACCUUGGCACCCCACAGACCAAAUCUAUUGUGACAUUUCCAUUUCUAAUUUAAGGCCCCGCGCUGCUGCUGCACACGUGAAGCCAUUGUUUGCAGGUGAUGUGACGCCUGUAGCUAAACACCGCGUUUUUUUAUCGCCAUUACUCGUGCGUUUAGUGUGGAAGUUUAAUAACCCAGAAUAUUAUAUUGAUUCAGUGUAAAAGGAAGAGAAGAAGCACGAGGAGAGCAGCGAACCAGAGCUGGCUGAGAGGUGAAGUCUAACUCAACAACAUGUAUGUUUGUUGUUGUAGGUAAUUAAAGUAACCCUGAUUGUGAUCUCGACGAGCAAAACCGAGGAGUUGUUUUGACUCCAUGAGCUCUAAAUGAGGGGAGACCUUUGCUGGCGUCGUCAAAGGUCUCCCCUCAGGAAGUGUCUCUUUGACCUCCGAUCGAUGACCCGGAAAGGUCAGGCCCCCAGCGAGGGCUGCGAACAACCCCUGAGCUUUGUCACGCCGGGCCCGUGUGGCCCGUCCCCCAGGGGCUCUGCUGUGCGUCAGAUGGGGUGUUGGCAGAUCGACCCCUGCUCGUACGGCAGCUGUCAGUCAGCCGUGAGAAAAGUCCCCAAAACAUCCUCCUCCCUCAGCUUCUCCUGACCGGAGGAAAAACAGCCGCGAACAUCAGAUCUGAUGUUUUUGGAUUAUCAGAUGUCAAAAUGUUUUCACCUCAGGAGUAAAAGGAUUUCCUUUCUCAUUCAUGAUUUCCUUAUUUCUAUCCUGAGAUGUUUGACUAUGAGUUCACCUAACCAAGACAGAUUCAUGUGCCAUCGCUGGAGGAUAACUCCUCCUUCCUAUUUUAAUACCAGAGUGAUUAAAAAUGAACUUUUUGAUCGAUAUAUCCAAUUUUUUCAGACAUAAAAGUUUAUGUCUUUUGUUUUUAUUUAGAUAUGUACCUGAUAUCUGACUUGUUUGCCUUUUAAAAGCAGUAGUUGGUUGAGGGAACCUUCAUUUGUUGGACCAAGCAGAUUUUUGAGGGGGUAGAGAAACUACAAUAUCUGAGAUGUGAACUUUUAAGGGUAUUUGCAGAUUCCUCUGUGUUCGUUAACGUCGUUUUUCAGCCUCAAACUCCAGUCAGACAUCAUCCCCGUCAUCCACGUCUAGCCCUCUCUCAUUUUUGACUAAAGGAUGUGGGACGGCCUCACCGCUGCUAUGUGUGCCGUCGCGGUGAGACGGCGAUUAGCGAAGCAACCCGAGCCUGACUUCAUUCUGACCGACUCUGUCUUCGUCAGCAGCGCAGCCAAUUGGAUUAGCGUUGAUCAUGACUGGAGAUGAUGGGAUGUUAAUCAGGACUGAUCAGGCACUUAACAGCCUCUCAGAUGCACCGGGGCUCACUGUGGGGCCAUAGGUAGAGAGCGCAGUAACCCACCCCCACCUACCCCACCCUCUCUCUUCAGAUCAAUGAGCCUUGUUGUUGUCGUCUGGGACGUUAUUGACAGCACGCUGAAAGCAGAUUUGUAAGAGCAUCGCCGCACACACACGGCUUUAUGAUUGUCAUAUUUCACUUACAGAGACCCUGUCAGGAAAACAGACGAUUAAAUGAGAUUUAGAGCGAGCUUGUAUUUGUGGAAGUGACGGCCUGAGAUGUCAAAUCUGUUGGCUGAUGGAUGCACAGGCUCUUGACUUAAAACAUCAGGAAUCGUCUUAAUCAAAAACACGCUGGUGACAUUCAUACUUAGACAUAUCAAGGUGUUACAGCUCUGAAAGUGCAGAUGAACGCUUCUUAAAUCUCUUUCUUAAAACCUAAAAAAAAGUUUCUGCAAAAGUGCAAUUACUUCAGUGUUUUCCAUGCAUGAUCUGCAGGAGACGCUGCAUGUGGAGAAAGGCUAAUCUGCCACAGACAGGUGCUAAUUCUAAAGGAAAGAGUAUUUUUAGCCAAAGUGUUCCAAAUGCUGAUUUGAAGUCUUAAUUUAAGCCGUAAGGAGUCACGUCCUCUUUGUGCUUGUCUUGUUUCUUUUCUCCGCUCAGUGGCUUUCCACGGACUGCAGCUGAAGAUCAAGAGGGAGCUGCACAGCCCGUGUUCAGAGCUGAGCUCCAACUGCAGUCAGGAGCGGCCCUUCAAGCUCCAGUAUGGAGAGAAGUGUCCAUACAACGUCAGGUAGGAGCUGCAAGACGCCAGCUCAAUCCUGCGAUCAUGACACGACACUAUUUAUAAACCCCCAACAUGUUUAAUCUGCUUCACAGUGCAGUCACUUUUCUUUUCCCAUACUCUUCGGCAGAUAAUCCUUUUUCAUCCACAGAUGUCUAAUAGCAAGUUUUGCUUUUUUUUUAACUCGUUGAAAAUCUAUUUUUCAAAUUUUCCGCUCCAUCUUUCUAAAAUAUCUUCCAUCGAUCUGAAAACGACUUUGCAAACUCUGACUAAGCAUUUCCAAUCACGACCAAUCGCAGUGUGGUGAUGAAUCCGGCGCCCCGCUCUGUGUUUUUUCAUCCGACUCACAUGUUCGUGUGAUGACCUUGCGUGCAUACAGCCAUCUUGAAGUGGUGAAUCAUGUGCGUGAUUCACUUCCUUACCUGGUGGCUCGGGCUCGUAUAGGGGAUGAAAAAAGUCCGGCAUUUGGCAGGGAUUAGAUUUCACAUCCGAGUAGCCACUGUGUACGCUGAGAGGAGGCGUGACGGGCGUAAAAAUAACCAUUUAAGGAAGUCAGCGUGUUUCUGAACUGAGAAAGUGAGACAUUGGAGCCCUUAAGAAACUAAUUAAUUGCGUUUUAGUUUGUAGAAAUACAUUUUUAAGUGAUGCCUGUCCAGCAGUUUUCAAAAUAAAAGACUUCUUUCUCUGAUUUUGUGCUCUAUAGUAUCAACCAGUUUGGUAGGAUCAAGAUCUCUAACAAGAUAAGGUUCAUUUUCCUCUAUUAGUCUCAUCAAUAAUCAGAUUUUCACCUAUAGGAUCAUAUAUGAGCUUGAACACAAAGUGUGCGAUGAAUCUUUAAUGCUAGAAACGCUCUCUAAGAAGAAUCAUACUGAACCGUUUUCUGGUUUCCACAGUGCCUACGAGCAGAAGCACCCCGCAGGAAUGAAGCCCUCCAGCCCAGUGACGCCCCCCUGUAGCACCCCCGUGUCCCCCCUCCAUCAUGCCUCACCCACGGCGGCCCCGACUCCCAAACCAGACAGGACCUACGCCCACAUACCGCCUUCGCAGCCGCUCCCUGACAACACGUACUCUAUGGACCACAGGUAGAGCAGCCCGCAGCCUUUUACAUUUACAUCCAAUUUACAUGUGGGGCCUUCAGCGAGAGCGGAUUAGAAUAAGGUCAGGGCUGCAGAUGUAGAUUCUGGGUUUAGUUACAGAGGAGCGACGUAACUCAGAGUACAGUUAUCAGAGCAAUGAUGGCUGUCGAAGUAAAUCAAAGUUUAAGUUGUGAGUUUUUUAAUAAAACUAACCCUUUGAGGUAAACUAAUAUGACCCAACAGGUAAAACACCAAUCAGAUGUUAUUGUCUGAAGCAUAAAGAGUUUUUUAAGUUUCUUACAGGCUCCAACAUCAUUUUGGUUCUCUUUCUCUCUCUCCCUGCAUUAUCUGUCUGUCUUUUGAGCAACCCUAUCAAAAUAAAAGCAUAUACCCCAAGAAAUUUUAGAUGUAUUUAAUACCUUUUGUGAUGUUUGUUUGACAGUUUCAAAAUAAAAUACCCUUUUUUCUUAUUUAGUGCCCUGAACUAUUGAACAGCUAAAGAGAGGAUAUCAAGUCCUAAAACUGUUUUUGAUGCAGAAAAAUCACGCUGAAAUGUCAACAUAACAACAUAACCUGGACAUGGACCUCUGUUCUACUUGAUCUGCUCAUAGGAUUGAUUGGUUUUCCACACUGCUGCCCUUUCAAAAUAAAAGCAUCAACUUCAAGAAAUUUUAGUUGCUAUUAACUUUGUAGGAUUCCAUUUUUACGCAUCAUUUGUUUGGCAGUUUCAAAAUAAAAGACCUCUUUCUCUCAUGUAGUGCCCUGAAUUAUUGGAUAACUGGAGAGGAUCAAGUUUCGUAUAACAAAAUAAGAGUCCUACAGCUUUAAAAUACCCACAUAAUGAUGUUUUAUUACCCUGGAUCCAGAGUAACAGUUUUUAAUGCAAAAUAAUAUGUUCACUCUGCUGUCCUUUCAAAAUAAAAGCAUACAUCUUGAGUAAUCUUCAAUAAAAAUGAAGGUUUUCCUUUAAAAUUUACAUGAUGAACUCAAGCUCCUAUUUGACAAGAUCAAUUCUUUAUUUUUUUGCCCUUCUGAGCAGCACUCUUGUUGUGUCGGUAUCUUUAAAGUAAGCUGUUAAAGUGAAUUGUUUUGUGUUCUCAAACAUGUUUUAUUUUGUUAUUUUCAAUUUUUUCAAGUUGGUCAAAAUGAAUCAAAACACGCCUCUCUCUCUUUUUCUUAUUUACUCUGUCCAAAUGAUUUAUUCAUUUGAGUCUGAAAGUUAAUUCUUCACAGUGAUUGCAAGAAACCAAACUUGCCAGAACUAAGUAAUCAACAGAUGAAAAAAAUAUAUAUUCCACAACUUUUUUGUUUGCAAAAUAUAACAUUUUUAUGUUUGAGCAACAUAAAAUCAUGAGAGUUUUCUGCUUUUUCUUCAUUAUCUUGGAAGUUUCAUUAAAUUUUUGGGGGUUCAGGACCAAAAACAGAGUUUAGUUCUUCUUUUACACCACAUAAGAAGAUCUGAUGUUAUAACACUAUACAGUAUGAGAACCUUUGAUUUAGUUUGUCUGUGAUCUGCUGUUUUUGUCUUCAUUUAUGUAAAUAUAAAAGCCUCCUGGUGUCCAGCUGUUAAAGAUCCUCGCUGACUUUCUGUGGUGGUCCUCAGGUUUCGUCGUCAGCUCUCAGAGCCGUGUCACUCGUUUCCCUCCCCGCCUACGAUGGCUCGGGACGGCCGGCCCAUCUACCACCGGCAGAUGUCUGAGCCCAACAUCCCCUUCCCGCCUCAAAGCUUCAAGCAGGAGUACCCCGACCCCCUGUUCGAGCACCCGGCCAUGAUGGGGGCACCUCUACCCCACGCGUACGCCCCCAGCAUGAUGAUCAAACAAGAGCCGAGGGAUUUCACCUACGACUCAGGUGAGAGGAAUGAAUGAACGCAUGCUGCUGUGUAGCUUCAACAUGUCUGGUAUAAGCGAAAGAGCACGGUAUCAUUUCAGGAAUGGGAGAAGACAUGAGAGGAGGGGGGAGGCGUUUAUUGAGUUUGCCCAUUAUUAGAGCAGGGGAUCUGGUUGGGCCGGGUGUCUGCGCCCGGUCGCCAUUUCCUGUGGAGCUCUAAUAGAAAAGAGUGGGUGGGAGGGGGAGGGAGGGGUAGGCCUGGUCGCAGUCCAAAAAUCCGCCCUCCCACGCCUGUCCGCUCCCCUCAGUUAGAGCGCAAAAAGAGCUAAUCAUCAGCCCACGGCCUCAGCGGAGCCCGAGGCUACAUCAGGACAUGAAUGAACAUACGCCGGACCAGCGGUUCAUUCACAAGGCGGACAGAGAGAGGACCCAGGAGAGAGUGUGUGAGCAGUCAGGGGGAAAAGCAGCCUCCUCUCAGGGCCAUGAGUGGAAGAAAAACACCGGAGCUUCCUUCACUUUAGAUUUUCUUUGUUUUUAAACAAGCAGCCAGGUUAGGAGCUGCACUCUCUUUCUCAGGGAGGAAGCUGUGAAUCUGAGUGUGUCUGUCACUUUUUAGUGGUGGGAUCAGAUUGUCACAGGCGUGUUUUAGCUUUCGCAGUCACGUGGUCUCUGCUCACUAAUUAACAACAGCAAGUUAGUUCUGCAAAAAGGGCAAGAUUACAACAAAAACCUUUUUUCAAGUUCUCGCUCAUUAGCGGGAAGAAUUUAAAGAUUUUACACCUGCUGCUGCUGUUUAGGGGAACUUUUUUUCAGUCAAUGUUUUCAAUCAGUGUUGAAUGUUUUCUCUUUUUUAAAGGUACUUUUUGAUCUGAUUUUAAUGUUUGAUUUUCUUAGCUUUUAAAAGCCUGAUUACAGGUUUAUCUAUCACCUUUUUUUAACAUGUUUUUAGCUCAGAUUUAAAAUGUAUCAUAAAAAUAUCAAAUCAUAAAAUUUUUCAAAGUCUAAAAGUGAAGUCUGAUCUUUUUAUAGGUAUUUCUAUUUUAAUUUUUUAAAAUUUAUUGUUGAUAUUUAAAUUAUUAUUUAUUAUUAUCAUUUUAAUAUUUGAUUUUUCAUUUUUUUUCAAUGUUAAUUUAAUUGAUUUUUCCGGUAUUUUAAUUUUUUAAAAAUAUUUAAAAAAAAAAUGUUUUUUCAAAAAAAUGAAAAAAAUUGUAUUCAUUUUUUUCCCAAAUACUUUCAUCAAGCUAGUCCGAAAACAAAAAACAAAAUAAUUAACAAUAUAUAUAACAGGAAAUUAUCACUGUUGGGAAGUUUAGAGGAUUAAAUUUAUCAACAUUUCUUGUUUAACAAAUUCCUUGGAGGAACAAUGUGUAGCAGCUUAGGUUCUUUAAGACGUGGAUCAAGUGGAAUAUUAUCUUAAUGCGUGUUUAGAUUAUUGUAAAAUCAUUCAACAUAAACAUCUUUUAUGUUUUGUUCACUUAAAAUGCACCUUUUUUUACUUGCAUAAGGAGGAUCCCCUUUUACAGAGGCUACUGUCUUGCACUGAUUUGUUUCUAAGGUAACCCAGAAUAGACAAACUUCUAACAGCCAUGUGCGUUUUUGUGUGUUUUGCGACGUGCAGCAUGAAUGUUGUGGUCAGUUUGGACCGAACUCAUCAUUCCUCACAGAACUCUUUUUGUCCUCAAAAGCCACUGUCGUGUCGUAGAAAGAGAGGGGUGAGCAAGGGAGCAAUCUAGAAUCUCAUGGCUAUAUUUUGUCCCCAUUUCUACCUUAAUAAGACUCACAACUGACGGAUCUAACUUCACAAUUUCCACACUUGCUUGGAUGUUCCCUGCACUUUUUUCAUAGAGCAGCUGUAAAAUAAAACCGAAUUCGUAGCGUAUUGUAAAUGAAGAAAACUAUUAAUACUGUCUGCUUAGGUCAGAGUGCACUAAACAGGUUAUAAAUAAAGGCGGAAAGAUAGGAGGUAUAUCUGCUUUAUAGUCUUUCCACUGUGAGACAGUACAGUGCAGUACAGUACAUGAUGAUGGAGCAUCAGGGCGGAUUUAUUGGCGGUGCAGCAGGUUGACUGGAGCAGGCCUGUUGGGGAGGAUGGGAGGGGAGCUGGUAAUUUCAUUAGCAGCAAUUUCCUCCACAAGCCCAUUACUUUGAUGAAGUUCAGAGAAAUGUUUAUGGGCCUAAAUGAAGGGCCUCAGUCUGUUUAUCGAACAUUCACUUUGUAACCUGUUUGGAAGGUUUUUUUUUUCCAUGUCUGUGCAGUGGGAGGGUCUGACAUACGCAGAACAUGCGAGUCAAUGUGGACAGUAAACAAUGUUGUAAAUAUCAGCUCAUGUCCAGGGGUUUAUGAGUGUAAUGAGACAUGGAUGGUUCAAACAAAUCAUUUAAAUAUUAGAAUUUAUGAAGAUAUUGUGUUUUUAAAAUGACAUAAAAACUGUGACUUAGUGGCAAAGAUCAAUAAAUUCUGGAUGUUAAUAAUUAUAAUAUUUUUGCCUUUUUGAAACAGAGUUACAAAGUGCUUUCUAACUUAAAAAUAGAGAGUGAGUACAAACAGAAGUUACAGCAGGACACCAAUAAAAGUCCCAAAACGAUCAACUAACGACAGUAGAUUAAAGUGAAAUGAAAAAGAUUAAAGUCAGGCCCAAGAAAAACUAUUUACACCUGUCAAAACUUAAUUUAAACUCAACUAAACUCAGACUCUGUAACAUGUCAAUCAAGUUUAUAAAACCCACUUAAAACUCGGCUCACCACUGAUUAAAAUGUGGUCUUUUUAAAGAGGAUAAAGAACCUUCUGUGGGCAGAAGUUUCAGACAGUUCAGUCCCACUUGUCCCCCAUUAUUGAGUAGUUGACCAGGUUUGCAGACUCCUGCCUGAGGACCUCAGGGUACAACCAAGUUUGUCAGAUGAGAGUCAAUCUUAACAGUUAUAUUUCAAAUGCACAAGUGAGGUUUAAAAGCUCAGCUCCAGUUGCAAAGUAUCUCCAAACAAGUAAGCCAAGUUCUCAAUCAUCUGUGGGCCAAAGUUGGUGAAGCAUCCACACAUAUUACUGACUUAAGAAUCACAAAAACAGACAACAGAACAACUUUCUUUUAUAAACAAAAGCCCUUACAAAAAAUGGGUAUAGUGGCAUCACUCAUGAAUUUACACAGAGGUGUUUUGAAUCCAUCAAGAUUCAACCGUCUGUGUGAUCAAAUCAGAAAAAAGCUAAUCAGCUCCAUACUGAGAUGGUCUUUUGAACCCGACUGUAUUUGUUUUAUUUUACCGUAAAAACUGGCAUUUUAACAUGAAGUCUGGUAGGGAUUCAUUGAUUUAUUGGACUUUAAUUUUGGCUUUAAUUUUUAAGAUAUUGUAGUUGUCUUAAGCGAUGCAAUCCUUUAACCUACAAGGUGGAGACUCAGUUUUUGUUUGGGACCCUGAAGGGAUGAAGUUUGGUCACUUAGAACCUUUAUUACCUCUUUAUGGGUCUCUUAAUUGAUGAUUUAGUCUACAGAAGUAGCACCAAAAGUUGAACAUGUGCAGCCCAACCUUUUCCAUUGCGGUUUUAGAUUUUUUUAAUCUCCUCCUCUUCCUUUUCCAGCUCAUUGGUUGUGUCAUCUUUCACAUGACACAACCAAAACAGUUUAUUAGAGGCUGUUUUCUCCUUUUGUGCCCAAACUGUGUAGCAGAAACCACUUUAAGACAAUUAAAGACAGUUAGAUAGUAUCAAACUCAAACUCUAGAUAUCCGUCUAAAACUAACACCCAGAUAAUCUUUACCUUAAGCCCUCGCAUUAUGACAAAAAUUACAUCACGUCAGCUUGUGUUUUCUCACGAGCGCUGUGUUUCAUUCUGUAGUAAAUCUCUCUGAGUGGAGACGCUGCGAGCGAGUAUUAGCCGUGUGAUAUAGUGAGCUCGCCCCGUGGCUGGGAGCCAUGGCGAGGCCGAGGCUGGAGGGCUUAUUCUUUAAUCAGAGCCAGUGGUGCAUUGAGUGAACAGGCUUUGACUGCUCUCAGAUAACUGAGAUAGUGUUUCUUAAUGCUGCCUUCGGGCCCUUUAACACCCACUCUCCCAUUCUUGCCUGGCUUUCAGCUGAAGUGCCUAGCUGCCAUUCUGUCUACUUACGGCAAGACGGCUAUCUGGCUCACACUAACAGGACUGAAGGUACAAAACGACGACGACGAUCCGGCUGAAUGUUGUGAUGAUGCACGCUUUGAUUUGAGCGAUAUCACUUUAAAAAGCUCCUUCUUUACGUUGUUUUCCAGGUUGUAUGUUCGACAAAGUGGUGAGGCAUUUCUACGAUGACACCUGCGUCGUGCCUGAGAAGGUUGAAGGUGAGUCCUCCUCGAGCGGCGCCGACUACUUUCUCAGACUACACAGGAAAGUACUCUGUGUGCAGUCAUGUUGAAGCCUCAUGCAGUAAGUGUCCUUCAUGUGGGCUGUAGGUGACAUCAAGCAGGAGGCAGGGCUGUACCGCGAGGGUCCGUCGUACCAGCGCAGAGGCUCGCUGCAGCUCUGGCAGUUCCUGGUGGCUCUGCUGGACGACCCGUCAAACUCGCACUUCAUCGCCUGGACCGGACGUGGCAUGGAGUUCAAACUCAUAGAGCCAGAGGAGGUGAGAGGGAACAUUUAAUGCACAUUAUCUGAUAUUAUUUACAUUUUAUAUCUUCAGUUAUUGCAGUUUUAAUAAAAAAGUGAAUAUUUUAGAGCCUUUUUUUAUGACUUCAGGGUACUUUAAACACAGAAAAGCAAAAUAUUACUCAUUCGGAAGAUCAUCCUUUGUUAUUAUUUUCUCCACAUGUUUACUUCUACACAUCCAACAGUCUUGUGCUCUGCAAAAUCUCACUUUUAAGCUCAUGUUUUUCUCUUAUUCUGACAAAAAAAGGCUUGUUAGGCUUAAUUUUAGCCAAAUGCAUUUGACAAAAGCUGAAAAAUAUCACAUUUUAAGACCUGAAUUCUUUCCAAAGAUUUUUAAAAAAUAUCUCCCAAUGGAGGAAGGAAAAUUUUCUGUUCAACACUUGAGAAAAUGUCAAAUUUCAAGAACUUUGCGAGUACAUUUUGUCUUUUUCCACUGGUGGAUUUAUUUUGACUCAUUUCGAGCAAUUCCAGUCCUACUUUUAGCAUGUUAUAUCUUGAAAUAAGACAUUUUUCUGGAUUUCUUGGGUGAAUGUGGAUUAAAUUAAGCCUAAUCAAUCUAAAAUAUCUCUUAUGAUUGGAGUUUUUGCUGUAUAAGGUUGCAAAACGACAUCUGAAUCCUUAAAUCAGACAGUUUUUCGCCUCAUAAUUAAAGAGAAAUGCCAACUCUAUUAGUUUAAGCUUCUGAAAGGUGAGUUAUUUUAUUUUAUAUAGCUGUAUUCACAUUUCCAAAAUUUGUGAGCGAAGUGAGCAGCAUGUGUGAACGCAACUGGAAACUGAAGCCCCUUAGUAAAAAUUCAGUUUAUAUUCAGGUUGAUCUGAUGUGAGAAUAAAACAGGAUCACUUGGCAGCAGGUUGGUUUGAGCCUGAAGGAGCAGCACAUAAGAAAGGUGAAUAAAAACAUCGGAUGAUUAAGAAGGAGAAUCAUGUAAGAAGGGAACACCAAGCAUUGACUGAAAUCCAAAAAUUGUCAUCAUGGUGUUGGUCUCUGUUUCACAGUUUUGUAAAAUCACGCUGUUGCUUUCACAGCCUGAUUUUUAAAUUCAUGUCAUCCUGAAACUCAUCUCCCUGUCCACCACUCAGGGAUAACUAUUAUAGAUCAGUUCGUAUUGCUGAGAAAUUCUGAGACAGAGCUCCUGAAAUUACCCAGAAACUUUCAGGCAUCAGUUAUAAAAUGUAAGAUCUCAAGAUCUGAACCAAUAUGAAGAAGCUGACCUUGGCUGUGGGAGGUUGUGGUGGUCAUUUAUUUUCGUUUUCUGACUCUUUGAAGACUUAAUAUUAAUAUAUGAAAAUAUGAAACUGUCAACAAAUAUAUAAAAAACUAAUAGAUGUAGCUCUGCAGUGGGUUACAGUCAUACUGGUGUAGAAAUGUAGGAAACAAACAGUAUAAUCUUUUCAGGUAAACUCAGAUCAAAGUCAAAGGUCAUCUGAAGUGGUAGGAAUAAUGUUCUCUGCUUUUCAUGUGGUCCACUCAGAUCUGAAUUUGCUCAAAUCAUUUUUUAAUUUAUCCCCCUCUCGACCACAUCCAUCCAGUCGACCCUCAAAGCCGACCUGCUAAAUAUUUCAGAAGACACAUCCCUAAAAUAAAAACCGUGUUGACGGUUGGCCCUUUUGAAAUGGCAACAGAGGCCGGGUCUGUGCGCCCACAUCACACACACACACACACACACACACACACACACACACACACACACACACACACACACACACACACAGCCAGGCUCAGUCACUGUUGCUCUCUGUCGGGGGAUGGGAGAGGGUGCAGGCAGGGAGGGAGGGAGGAAGGAGGGUGAGAGAUAGAGGGGGUACCUGGCAGCCGUCCACGCGGCCCAGCAGAGCGUAGAGUCUCCGGGCAGCUGCAGCUAACAGGGGGGCUCAUUCAUGCCAUCAGGUGACCAACGUACUCGCUUUGGGACGCCGCGGACAAAUGUUAGCUCGCUGCCUGACGGGGCGUGGCGUGGCCUAGCAGUCAGAGGGAAGCUUUUCCAAAUGGUGUUUCUUUACUGCACCUGUACGAGUUAAUUUACUCAUAUUAUACUAGCCUGAGGUAUGAUACAGAUUUACAUGAACCUCCUGGUCAGUCCUGGCAUAUUUACAUUCUUUCUAAUGCAAAUUUGUUCGUUUAUACUCACUGUCUUUAUUAAUGAAGAAACAUGGAUGUGUUUAUAGAUACGGGGUUCCUACGCAAGUAUGGAAAUAAAUUUGAUCAAUUUCCAGGUCAAAAAGUAUGAAAAAUAAAAAAUGAAUUAUGGUAUAAAAAAUAAAAGUAAAGUAGGUAUUUACAAAAAUAAUUCCAAAAAUUAGGGCAUGGAAAAUUAUGGAAGUUCCAUCUGUGAAGGAACCCUGUAGAUAAAUAGAAUUUAACCAUUUUUAGAUAAAAGUACAAACUUUAUUGGGAAGUUCACAUUGUCAAACAAGCGUACUCAUCUCUGCUGCAGACAGUGCUGAGAGUAUUUAUGUUUAUGUUUAUGUUUCCAGACUAUUACCACAGUUCUAAAAUACUGUUUUUAAAAUAGCAAAGUAGGUAUUUUUGAAAAUAAUUAUAAGUGUGAAUCUCUGGGUUCUUAGAAAUGAAUGUAAUAUAAUGCAAAACAAUACAAUACGAUAAUGCAACAUGUUUCAGUGCAAUACAAGGGGAAUACAACUCAACUGCGAUACAACUUAAUCUGCAAUAUGCAGUAAUGAUGCAUGAUACUUAAUGCGAUACAAUUUAUAUGUUACAGUGCAAAACAGUGUUCAAUACGUUCCAUAUAAAACAUAUUUAUUAAGCCACAUAUCUAAGACACACAUGUCAGUAAGACUUUAUUCAUUAGAUAUAAACCUGCAUUAGUCUGUUAUUUCACUUACAUGUUGGUUUUAUUGAACAAAGAGAUGAACAAAAGGAGAGAGAGGAGACGUGACAAACCGAGUAAAAGCCACAGAGGAGAGUCUGAGGAGAGCACGGUGGGGCUGUGGGUUGUCACUGCGAGGCCGGGUGGUGGGUGGUCUGGUAGACAGGUGCUGUAACAUCUGCUGCCUCCUCCGCUGGGUGUGUGACAAGCUCCUAAUGAACACAUCCCUGGUCAGGUCUGCCCGGGCUGGACGCACUCUAAUUACUGUUAUUAGCAGAGUAUGGAUUAAUAAGUUUGUUUAACAUUUCAGCGUCAUCGUCGUCAGGAAAUCGGGUCGACCGUGCAUGUUUGUGUUUGAUACGUCUAUGUUUUGGCAUCCUGCUCUUUGUUUGUGUUUACUGGCUGACUCUGUGUCGUGUAUCUGUGUUUUCAAAGGUGGCGCGUCGGUGGGGGAUUCAGAAGAAUAGACCGGCGAUGAACUACGACAAGCUCAGCCGGUCUUUGCGCUACUACUAUGAGAAGGGAAUCAUGCAAAAGGUAAAAACACACCUGACUUAAACAAAACGGUGGGUCAGUUAGAGAAGCGAUUACUGCAGCAUUACAGUGUGAGAGUCAAGGUCAAAAUAUUAAACAAAGAAUGAGGUGGUGCAGAUUUGAACACAAACUCAAUACCAAGUUUCUGAUCUGCUAAACGAACGAAUUUAAAGCUCUUGUGAGUAACUUUUGAUUGUGUCAACUCUGCUGCCCCCUGUGGACAAAGCUUGCCAUGUCCUCUACAUGCCAAAGUAGUUUCUUCUGACUUCUUCAGAUUUAUCAAUUGUUGUUCAUAUUUUCACUGGUUAGCUGACACGUACCCGACCACGCCGGCGAUAAAAACUGCAAUUAAAAAAAAUGCGUCAAUCUUGUCGCUGAUGGUCUUGUUUGCUUUUGUGCAUCAUGAAGAUGCACCGAUAUGAAUUUUAGUCUAUUUCAUCCACGGUGUCAUCGGGAUUAAAUGCUGUCUAAACCUUCCUUUCCAGUACAGGUUAAUCUGUGCUAAAUUUAUCCGGCAUCCAGAAAAAUAGAACCCUUGCGAUCAGCUGCGGAGUCCGACGAUCUGCAGUGGGGCUCAAAGAAGCCGCUGGAAAUUGACACAUUAACUUGAACGGUUACGAUCAGCUACGAUUGGCGGAUACGACCCUUUCGUAGCCGUUCUGGAUGCGGUGGAAAUUGGGGGUUAAAGAAAGAAAAUAUUUAAACUCUAAGUACAACUUUAAUUCAGUAACUUUUUAUCGACUUAAACCCGACAAAAAGUUUUAAAAGCGGAGCCGUUUGAUUGACACCUACCCCCUCACUCCAGUUACAGGCUUUAAAAAUGACAAUAUCAUGUCAUUAGUCUUGUCUCCGCUGGUGUAACUUGCUUUUUUAAAUCAUUUAAAGGCAUCAACUUAAAAGUCGGUCAAUUUUAACACUGUCAAAAAACUCCUUAUAGGUGCUUUAAUCUGAAAAGUUAAUGUCAUGUCUGAAUAAAGAGGAACUCCACCUACAAGAUUCCUAUGCCAUAUAUCUCAUUAUAUACUGAACUCACCUUAAUCAUGUCGAUGUCUUACACAGAGUAUACUCAGGUUUACUUAACUUAAAGUUUAAUUUGUAAAUUAAAACAAAUCAUUUAUAAUUAUAAAAACACGCAAAGUUUCCCAGGUUUAAAAGUUUUUGUUUUUUUUUACUUCCUUCCGUCCACCCCGUCCACCCCGUCCCCGCGCAGGUGGCCGGCGAGAGAUACGUCUACAAGUUCGUGUGCGACCCCGAGGCCUUGUUCUCCAUGGCGUUCCCCGACAAUCAGCGGCCGGUGCUGAAGACGGACAUGGAGCGGCAGAUCAACGAGGAGGACACGGUGCCGCUGUCGCACUUUGACGAAAACAUGGCCUACGUACAGGAGGGCCCGUACUGCCAGCCGCACCCUUACAGCGAGGGUUAUGUUUAUUAACGUCAGCCUCUCACACACACUUACACACACAUACACACACGUACACACACACUACAGAGACACACACCUCUACUCUCCCCUCCCCCUCCUCUGCCUCCUCUGUCCAUACACCUGAGACUGUCAUGUCCUCUAAUUCACAGUCGCUCCGGGAAUAAGACUGAACACACACACAGACACACACACACACACACACACACACACACACACUCUGCGGAGCCUCCCCCCCUCCUCUCUCUCUCUCUCUCUCUCUCUCUCUUUCUCACAUGUACACACUCCUUUCUUUUUCUUUUGCUCUUGUCUUUCUGACGUUGACGCCGCACAGCAGGAUGGAGAGUGCACUUUAUGGACCGGCUCGGUGUUAACCCACCAGGGUUAGCUAGCUAUCUACGUGGUUGGCUUUUUAAAGCUGUUUGUGUUUGUACAUUAAUGUGGGAAUCUUAUUGUUUAUUUGUUUUUUUUUAUUCUUAUGAUUUCGAGCAUGCGGCGCCCUGCUGAGACAGGACUCAACUACCUGGACUAAAGACUCAGCCCCAUCUGCUGGGAGGAUGAACCUUUUUGUCCCUUUUUUCGCCAUCCUGUACUUUGAUGCUCAUUUAAGCGCAAAACUGGCGACGUAUUGUACGGAUACUUUUACGGUGAAGUGACAUGAUUAUAGACUUUCAAAUGUGAUGAUAAAAAGAGACACUAAGCCGCCUCACCACCAGUCUGAGCACAGCACCUCUUUGUCGGUCAAAGCCCCUCGUCGUGUCCGGCUGUUACGGCUUCACGGGACGGAUCCUGGAAACCCGGCGAGCGGUCACGAUGAACUCCUUCAGUAUCACAUGUGAACGGCCUCCUUUUUAGGAUAAUCAAUAAAGCUCCGGGCCUCUCUGUAAAAUAACUCAUCAUUCACUGUAAACAGGUUGUUUUCUCAAACACACGGCAGCAGCACUCCUUUGUUUUCUCCAUCUGUUUUCAGGUAAAAGUGUAUGUACAGCUAAGGUGAACACAGUAACACUCGACGAUUACAACCCCAAACACGAAAACAAAAAGUGAUUUAAUCGACUUAAAGAACAAUUAAGAGAUUUUUUUCCCUGAUUUUCUUUGUUCCAGGUGAACAUGAACGUGUAUAUUUAUGCUUUGCCAUCAUCGGGAUGUUUUUUCGGUUUAAAAGAAAAUAAAAAAAAAAGAAAAUGAGAAAAAGUUAUAACAAAUAUUUAGAGUUUUAUAAUGUGAUGAGAAGCAUUCAUGUUAAAUAAAAAGUGUUCCAUUGUAUAAUCAGGUUAAUGCACAUUUUGUUGCUGCUUCGAAUGGUUUGUGUAUUUCUAGACUUUAAAAAAAAAAAAAGAAAGAAGUGCAGCAGAUAUGACGACCUGCUGUUCUGGAUUUUUGUUGUUUAAUUCCCUUUUUUUUUAUGUUUUUGUUUCGUUUGUUUCCCCUUCAGCGUUAAAAAGAUGAAAUCUGUCUCUGGAGGUUCACAUGUGUCGGGGCUGGGAUUGGCAAUAGUGAAAAAUUCUGUAAUAAAAUAGUUCUGAAAACAGUUAUCGCCACUUUUCAGAUGUUAUUGAGUGGUCGCAUUAAAGUUUUUACUUCAUGACA
This is a messenger RNA of Xyrichtys novacula (pearly razorfish), 26782 nucleotides long. The record is from the annotation of a GenBank genome assembly. NCBI's taxonomy places the organism in Eukaryota, Metazoa, Chordata, Actinopteri, Labriformes, Labridae.